AUAUAUAUAUAGUCCCUUUAGAUUUGAAUAAUUUUUGAAGUUGGAAACGAGUGUCAUAAAAGUCAUACGAUAAACUACAGAGUUAUAAUCAGAUAGCUAUAUCGGAUUCUCUGACAGAUUUUUCAAAUGAAAAAGUAUCGACAAGUCCAUCACCUAUAACUCGUUGAAUAUUUUUAACGUUAUGAUCUUUUAUCGAUAGGAAAAGAAAAAGAUAGAUAGAUAGAUGGAUAGAGAUAGAUAGAGAGAGAGAGAGAGAGAGAGAGAGAGAGACAGAAUGAUGAGUCGACGAGUCGAGACAGGAUGUAAACACAUUGAUUUGUUUCCUGUUUUCGAGAACGAACAGUUGGCACGAAUUCUAGAAAAAUGAAAUUCCCCAUCUCCGUUGUUUCACGAUGAACGUGAAAAUAUAAAUAAUAUUAUGAAAAAUAAGUAAGGGACGAUCGAUUUAUCCUAUCAUUUAGAUCGAGAGACGACAUUACGACCUAGAUUAAUAUUACAUGUAAAUUCGUUCUCGUUUCUUGUUUCAUUAUUUUUCUUACGAGAUAUAAAACGAUCGAUCGAUUCGCUGAUUAAAACAAGUGUAAUAAACUGUACGUUUACUCUUCUCUUUUAGGUGCCCUAUGGAGCGUAUCGUAAAAAAAAAAAAAAAAAAAAAAAAAAAAAAAAAAAAAAAAAAGAAAAAAUGAAAAAAAGAGAAAAAAAAGGAAAAAAAAGAGAAGAAAAAAAAGAAGAGUAAAAAGGUUCGGAAUUUUCUUUAUAAAUGAAGCCGCGUUAUAUACCAGCUCGUGUCUGGCGGUGACGAAAAUUGAGAUCGUAACGGUGCUUUUAGUGGAAUUAGUAUCAUUCGAACGACUAGUACGAGAGAGACCAGGCCCGCCUCUUCUUACUUGUGUGUGCACUACCGAAACCGAUCACAGGGUAUAACAAACGAAUUAGUGGUUUAUAGUGGAACAGUCAGUUCGGGUCGCUAUAAAACGAACACGCUUCUCCUUCUGGAGAAACAGUUCAUCGUCGAUUUUCCUUGGUGAAGUUUACUCAUGGACUUUGCCGAACUGAAGAUGUCACUGCUGUGCUUGUUCCUUUUAUUUGCGGUAGUCACGGCUGUUCCGAAGAUUCAUCAUGAUGACGAUGGGGAUAAGGAAGGUGAUCAUGGCGGUUCCCAUGGUCAUGCCCAUUCUUAUCAACAUUUUAUCGGACCGGUAGUGGGCCAUCACGAGGAGAUAACGUGGAAGGACAAGCAUGGUGAUCAUUAUCAUGAUUACAGAGCUCAUCCAAAAUACAAAUUCUCUUAUGGAGUUGUAGAUCAUCAUACGAAGGAUCAUCAUGAUCAGAGCGAGCAUAGGGACGGAAAAAAAGUGGAAGGAGAGUAUCAACUACAUGAACCAGGCGGUAACGUUAGGGUUGUCAAGUAUCAUUCUGAUCCUCAUGGUGGAUUCUUUGCUGAAGUUCACAAUCAUGGUGGAAAUGAUCAUUCCGGUGGUACUUAUGGCGGACACAAACAUCGAUAAAUCAAUGAUGGCUUAAGAAUUAUCGAUUAUUUUCAUGUAAAUUAAAAUGUCAGAAUAAAUUGUCUUUGUUGA
Vespa velutina is the source of this 1580-nucleotide messenger RNA. Its product is annotated as adult-specific cuticular protein ACP-22-like. NCBI's taxonomy places the organism in Eukaryota, Metazoa, Arthropoda, Insecta, Hymenoptera, Vespidae. The coding region runs from base 1038 to 1508 and encodes 156 amino acids. Gene Ontology annotation, cellular component: extracellular matrix. The transcript has 4 exons. The record is from RefSeq and is a predicted model, not a curated record.